CGCGCCAUUUUUUCUCCUCCGAGGAUUUCGAGUCUAUCUCCACUGUGGCUUCUCCUGAGUAUUCUCAACCGUCAUCCCUUAAUUCAUUGGACUUGUAGGAGACGGUCAUCAUUCCAGAUAGCCCUUCCAGAAAACGCCAGAGGCUGGAUGCAGAAGCCAAGCAAUACAUCACCACCCAGACAGGUGAAAGAAAAGUAUGCCAGAGGAAUUGUGACCUUAUUCCCGUACCUCAGUGACCCAUACUCUAGGAAUGGCUAUGAGCACUAUUAUGAUGGUGAGAGUGGCAGUGGAUAUCUUGCUUGGAGGAUUAAAACGAUUCAGAGAGGCUCUGCUAAAGACAGACGAGCAUCUUUUGGAGAUUCAGCAGAAGGACCAUCUGGUAAAGACAUUUCUGGAGGACCAACUGUCAGACGAGAGUCCCAAUACAUACCAGAUACUACCCUCAGUGAAGAUCAGUGCAAGGAAGCGAUCUCGUUGAUGAAACAUUCGACGGAUGAGGACACUGUGAUGAAGAAAAUGAAGCUGACAUUUGCCUAUCGCCACAACUUGGUCCUCAACCCGCAGCAUUCAAACAACAUACUCUCAGAUUUCCCACGUUUUAAAGACGUCAAAGGCUUGAUUGAACAGGAUUUCAUUCUGAUGUUUGGAGAGGAUGUAUCAGGCAAGCUUCUGGAGCGGUGGCCAACCACAUUUAAGAAAAAGAUCAUCAAAGAGUCCAGAAAGCUUCCGUCCAUCAUUGAAGAACUCCUCCUAGCUGCUGAUCCUCCUGAGGAUGCCACUGAAGUGGAUUUUGACUCUGCUUGGGACAGUGAUCUGGCAUCAAUUCUAUUGCUGCUGCAUCUAAUUCCACCGACAGCGCAGGGUCGGAAGAGACCAGGCAAAGUUGCGGCCUCCCAAGCAGAAAAACAUCUUGUUGUUUUCAAGAAGAGUGGAACAAGCAUCCAGGAACAUCUUGAUGCAAUCAGAACCAGCGCUCAGCCCUAUCUCCUGGCGGUCGGACCGAAGAAGAGUGAGCUCCACCAAUUCUUCAUAGUCCUUGACCAGAACGCCAAAACAUGCAGGUCAACCUCGUCCCUUGGUGCCUUCGAUGAACUCUUCAAGGCACAUUUUGUCUUUGGUACUUCGUACAACUCGAUGCUGCACAGCAUGUAUGUUUUUAUUCAGACUACAGUGUACAACAUUGAUGUUUCCAAAGUCAAAGAGAGUCCUCGUGUAGCUGAAAUUAGGGCAAGACUGCUUCGAUAGAGCUGAGUGCUGGUCGUUAAUACUUGAGAUUUCACUAUAAUGCAGUGUUUUGUUUGUAAGGCUGAGUUAGAUGGUUCAAAUAAGCUUGUUAGGCAUAUACGAUCAGUUCAUGGUAGGGGUGUAACGGUACACGGAAGUCACGGUUCGGUUCACACCUCGGUUCGGACAUCACG
Molecule: messenger RNA, 1418 nt
Organism: Alosa alosa (allis shad)
Lineage: Eukaryota; Metazoa; Chordata; Actinopteri; Clupeiformes; Clupeidae
Exons: 8
Coding region: 148-1245 (365 amino acids)
Source: RefSeq, a predicted model, not a curated record